This is a messenger RNA of Suillus clintonianus, 1093 nucleotides long. RefSeq lists its product as uncharacterized. NCBI's taxonomy places the organism in Eukaryota, Fungi, Basidiomycota, Agaricomycetes, Boletales, Suillaceae. The annotation marks the transcript as partial. The transcript is spliced from 6 exons. The record is from RefSeq and is a predicted model, not a curated record.
GAGGAUCAGCGCGCUCACAAUGAUGAACAGCCUCCCCCGCAAAAUGACACCGUAGGACCUACGAACGAGGAUGCGAUAAGUGGUGAACCUUCUGUGGUGCCGCCAUCAGGGAUCUCGAACACUGGGCGUUCCCAGCCAUCAAAACUUCACGUACAGGAAAGCACCCCCAACUUGAAUGUUGUAUCGGAUGGCGAUUUAGCUCCCGAGGGGGAGAAGGACGUGGUAGAGAUGGACGUGGAGAAGAAGGACGCGGAUGAGAAGGACGCGGAGAAGGACCAGCCAACUUUAAACGAAUUAGCAAGUGUCAUGAAACAAGUAUUGGGUGUUCUCCAGGACUCGACGAUUGCGUCGAAGAGUGGCAAGGACCACCGCUCUCGUUUCUGGGGGGUGUACAAAAGAGUCGCAGAGGAGCACGACGGCGAGUUCCUUGAGCGAUACACCAGUGACAUGGACAUUGUUUUGGUCUUCUCUGGUCUUUUCUCUGCUGUCAGCACGUCUUUUAUUGUGGCAAUGGAGCCCAAUCUCAAUCCCAACCCCAGCGACACGACGAAUGCUCUUCUCACACAACUCGUACAAAUCGGACUCGGAAACCUCACUGCAGCGGGUACUGCGGCCGCAGCGCCAGGAUCUACGUGGUCGCCGUCACCGACGACUGUAUGGAUCCAAAUGAUCGCAUACGCAAGCUUGUCCAUGAGCUUGCUCGCUGCUUUCGGGGCCGUACUGGGCAAACAGUGGCUCGGGUACUACAAGUCGAACAGAUAUGGCCGCGGCUCGCAAGAGGAACGAGGAAAGCGCAGGCAAGAGACGUUCGACGGCAUCAUCACAUGGUAUUUUGAUGCUGUCGUGCAAUCCUUUCCGGUCUUACUUCAGAUCUCCCUUCUUCUUUUUGGGAUUGCGCUCGGCGCCAAUAUGUGGACCGAACAACCGAGCAUUGCCUGGGUCAUCAUUGCUACAACGGUCUUCGGAUUUCUGUUCUAUUCGCUGACCGUGAUGGCAUGUUUGAUAUCUCCCGCCUGUCCAUUUCAAACGCCGAUAUCGACGAUAUUGCGGAUGUUGCGCAUCGACAGUAAGAUCAUCUUGUGAAUUCUGAUGG